Homarus americanus (American lobster) is the source of this 1955-nucleotide messenger RNA. RefSeq names its product proline-rich receptor-like protein kinase PERK2. The coding region runs from base 106 to 975 and encodes 289 amino acids. The record is from RefSeq and is a predicted model, not a curated record. Lineage: Eukaryota; Metazoa; Arthropoda; Malacostraca; Decapoda; Nephropidae. The transcript is spliced from 5 exons.
GCAGUAGUUCCUCAGAGCGUCUUGUUGCCUAAGUGAUGUCUUCUGUGCCACUGUCUGCCUGAACACGGGUAUUCCACAGUACUGAUAAGUGUCUUCACCGCCACCAUGAUGCAAGACUUGGGCACUAAUGAACAACCUUAUCAACUGCAGAUCGUAACCAUCGCCACCACUAUGUUCUACUCUUUUAUGCUGGUGCUCGCAGGCUGUGUGGUGCUCAUCACCCUCAAGUUACCUAUAGUGGCUUACUCCUGCUUCGUCAUAAGCGGCAUCGCCAUGCUGCUGUGUGUGAUGUUCAUCGUUUGUGUGCGUCGCCACCACCAAGAUAAAAAAGUCUACAACCGGCAGGACCCUCCCCCCACCUACAGGGACUCCUGGGGCCACGUCUACUACUCCAAGUUGGCUACUGAUCUUACCGACCAGGCAAAGGACAUCGCAGUACCUAUCCCCAGUCCUCCCUCCACUCUCGCCCCGUCCUUCUAUCCCUCUUCCAUCCUUACCGCGCCCUCUGGUCGAUCAUCCACCCACACCACCUCUCCCCGUCCACUCUCCACCCCCACUACGCCCUCCUGUCCAUCCUCCACCCUUUCUAUUCUUCCCUUUCCAUUUGCCAACCCCUCAACACUCCCCUGCCCAACUUCUACCCUCACCACGCCCACAACAACGCCCCUCCAGUACCCGUUACCAUACAGUCUCCGCAAAACAGGGAGAUGUCCACCUCCACCACAAGUAGACACCGGGGGUCACGACACACCGUCACCUCCAUCUUCAUCGAUCACAAGACGUCACGACACAACUUCAUCACCAUGUACACCUGUCACAAAGCGUCACUUAAAACCUUUACCACCUUAUCCACCCACCAUAAUGUCAACAGAUUGGACAGAAGACCCACCACCACCGAGUUACCAGGACGUACUGAAGACCUUGGGGGUCGCCUCGCUCAGUAUGAUCAAGAAGGACCUCAGUCUUGAUGUAUGAAAGUUAAGAAGUUCUUAUUCCUGGUGUGAGAGAGUGAUGAGGUGUCUAUCUCUGUGUGAAAGAGUCGGGAAACUUCUGGGUCAUAAUGAGGGAUGUCUGUAAGGUCCUCAUCCUAUAUGUGUAAAAGUAGCGAGUCACUCAGCCAUUGUAACGAGAAGAGUAAAAGAAGCAGAGGAGAUUUAUCAGUCGAGUCAAUCCAUUUUUAGCACCAGAUUUGAACCAGCUGUACACACACACACACACCAAGGUAAAGAUAGUCCGCUGUUACGCCUGGGUGAGACUGGUCUCCCUUACUUAGCCAUUUCAACAGCCCGCAAUAGACUGAACCUCCGUCAUAUAAAAUGAUCCGUAUAUGGUGUAAGAACUGCAAGAGACCUUCUCGGUUCUAAAUGGGAGUUUCAUUGGCCCUUGAGAAGCCCGCAGUGGAUUGGAAACCUCAUUGCUUAGAUGUUUGAACCCAGAGAAAUUCAAUGUUUAUGGCUUACUACCAUGGGUGGCAUCAUGGUAUGUGGGGUGUUAGGUAACCCUCCUUGCCCAGCGGACAAAACCCAGGUUGGGGUGUCAAACCUAAUGCCAUAAAAUCUAAAGUUGGUAUCCUAACCAAUCCAAGGCAAUCCCUUCCGUCUACACCUCACACACAGUUGGUACAUUUAGUUGUUAUUCAUAUAGUAUUAUUAUUGUUUAUAGACUUCUGAAUCUGUGAUAUUAUUUCCUAAGUUGGUGUUUACCUAGAAUAAUAAUAAUUAAUAUGCUUUGAAUGAGGUUCCUCUAGUGACGAGGAACUUGUCCGUAACGUCUUUGGAUCGUUGGGCCAGAUUUCUGACAACACCGACAUAGAAACACUUUAUGGGAUUUAGUGAAGAACUGCCAAGUAAAUGUUUCUCACUUCUUCAAAAAAUCAGUUUCAGGUGACGAGGUUAUUAACAUCUGUAGGAAAACUUCUAAUUGUCUUUAUAGUAAAUAAAUUAGAUUUUUGUUUA